Molecule: messenger RNA, 2544 nt
Organism: Rubroshorea leprosula
Lineage: Eukaryota; Viridiplantae; Streptophyta; Magnoliopsida; Malvales; Dipterocarpaceae
Source: the annotation of a GenBank genome assembly
GAAGCUGCUCUAAGUAGAGCCAUGCGAAGGCGUCUCUACUCCUCCCAUGCCAAUCAAUGUCAUCAAACCCGCAAAUUCUUUUCCUCUCUCCCGUCCCUCCUCAGGUCCUGCAAAACCCCACAUCACUUGGGUCAAGUUCACGCUCAUAUCGUCAAGAAAGGUCUCGAACAGGACCACUUCCUCAUCACCCUCUUCAUCUCCGUCGCCGCCUCCCUUUCAUACUGCACCUCCAUCUUCGAUCGCGUUCUCCGCCCCAGUAUUUGUCUCUGGAACAUUCUUCUCAAAAGGUACGCUAGUAAAUCGCCCUUUGUGAAAAGUCUUUCGCUUUUUAUGCGCAUGAGGAGAGAGGGUGGUGUUCCGGAUAAGUACACGUACCCUUCGGUGAUUAAGGCCUGUUCGACCGAGUGCAAGGUGUGGGAAGGGAGAGCGCUGCAUGGUUUGGCUGUGCGGAGUGGAUUAGAGGGGAAUAUCUUUGUGGGAACUAGUUUGGUUGAUCUUUAUGGGAAGUGUAUGGAGAUUCUGAGCGCACGCAAAGUGUUCGAUGAAAUGCGCCAGAAGAAUGUAGUUUCUUGGACAGCUUUGGUUGUGGGAUAUGUAAGUAUUGGUGAUUUUGCUGAGGCAAAGAGGGUGUUCGAGAAAAUGCCACAGAAGAAUGUGGCGUCUUGGAAUGCAUUGAUUGGUGGCCUGGUGAAACUGGGGGAUUUGAACAAUGCUAAAAGGAUUUUUGAUCAAAUGCCUGAGAAGGACGUGGUUUCUUAUACGAUAAUGAUUGAUGGGUAUGCAAAGGCAGGAGAUAUGGCGACUGCAAGAUCUUUGUUUGAACUGGCUCCAAAGAGAGAUAUUGUAGCUUGGUCAGCACUGAUUUCAGGAUAUGCACAAAAUGGUGAUCCUUAUGAAGCUAUAAAGAUUUUCACUGAAAUGGGUACUACAGGCAUAAAACCCGAUGAAUUUAUAAUUGUAAGCUUGAUGUCAGCAUGUUCCAAAGUGGGUAGCUUGGAAUUGGCUAUGUGGGUUGAUUCUCAUCUCUGCCAGAAUGCCAUUGAUCUUCAACAAUCGCAUGUCUUGGCAGCUCUUCUAGACAUGCAUGCAAAAUGUGGAAACAUGGAUGGAGCGAUAAAGUUAUUUGAGGAGAUGCCUAAACGGGACGUAGUUUCAUACUGUUCUAUGAUACAGGGAUUGUCUAUUCAUAGCCGAGGGGCUCAGGCUGUUGAGCUUUUCAACAGAAUGCUACAUGAAGGGUUGAUUCCAGAUGAGGUAGCAUUCACAGUAAUCCUAAAUGCUUGUAGCCAUGCUGGGCUUGUUGAGGAGGGUUUGCAUUAUUUCAGGACCAUGAAAAAUGAGUAUUCAUUAAUUCCCACGUCUGAUCAUUAUGCUUGUAUGGUUGAUCUUCUUAGUAGGACAGGACGGCUAAAAGAAGCCUACAAGCUUUUAAAAUCCAUGCCUGGGGAACCUCAUGCAGGUGCUUGGGGUGCUCUUCUUGGGGCCUGCAAGUUAUAUUGCAAUGUAGAGUUGGGGGAGGUGGUGGCAAGUAGACUGUUUGAGAUUGAGCCAUUGAAUCCUGGAAAUUAUGUGCUGUUGUCCAACAUUUAUGCAGCAGCCGAACAAUGGUUGGAUGUUUCUCUUUUGCGGAACAAAAUGAGGGAGCAAGGUGUCAAAAAAAUAGCUGGUUGCACUCGGGUUUACCGACAACUGGAUUUGGAUUCCCUGAACUAAUUGACUCUCACAAUUCAUCUACUUUUUGCUUUGUUAUGGGGGGCUGGAAUUACUGGGAUUUAACUCUAAUUUCCUUGUGCAAGAGAUGGAGCUGUUCCUGUACCUAUUCAGGAUCUAAGUAUUUCCCCUAGCACACAGCUUGACUACAUUGCUUGCAAAAUGAUUCAACAUUAACUGCAGUUUGGGAAAUACAAUCAAUGCUCCAUGGUUUUGUAGUUCCAAUAAUUGUCUGUGGAUCAAAUACUGCUACUCUUCCUCUCAGAUCUCUCUAAUAGUUGGAUGAUUAACCAAAACAUGAAAAUUGCAGGUGAAUUUAUUCAGGACUCUGGCAGUCUUAUUCUUUCUCCUCUCAACGGAAGGUGAAGUCUUGUAUAGAAAGGAUGUCUGUUAUUCAAGAAGCUCAGCUUAUCUCAGCCGUUAUGCACUAUCAAAGACUUACCCCUGCCAUCUCAUUUAGGAGAUGAAGGAAGGAGUGAAGAUUGAAUCCUAGACUUUGUUAGUCCAAAUUAGGGUUGUUAUUUGGCUUACACCUAUUUAAGAGGUGACAUGCAAAUCAGUAUGAAAAAGGAAAGCUUGAUGAUUUCAGGAGGCAAUCAAUUUUUGUAGGGUCAUUCCCAUUCAAUGUUAGUGUUGGAAAUCAAGGUUGUGAUUGUAUCUUUUACAACUCAUGCAUCAAAUGUACAUAAUUAGAAACAGCAAUAUAUGCACAGUGCUUGGAGACCGAGUUCCUGUAUAGCAUUUUGAUGAGGCUAAUGCUUGAAUCGUUUCCUGUAGGACUUUUCAAUUCUAUGUAUUUUCUCCUUGCUGCUUGACAGCCAGAUUAUUGUUAUU